CGCGGAGCCCCAGGCGCCGGGAGCGCGGAGCAGCGUGCCCACCCGCAGGACCAGACCUCUGGAGACCACACCAUCCCGCAGGAAAGCUCAGCAUUAAAGUGGGUAAACAACCAGGAGGGGAAGAGUCGUCAAACCUUGCCCGUGUGGAUGAAGGGCACAGGUCACUUGUAAUCAGGUUCCGGGGAAAUGGAACACUCUUGAACCUACCUACCUGGAAAGAGAAGGACUCCAGCCUCAUCUGACAGCCUCUGCCAGGCACCGAGCUGAUCACUUUCCUUGUCUCCUUGCAUCUUCCCAGCUUUUCUUUGGACACCUGCUCCGCCUACACCCAGUCUCCACUGACGGCAGAUCCCAGACACCUGUCUUUGAAGACAUCCCAAGAGGCCAGGCCGAACCUGCACUGUCCCCAGCUCCCGAGAGUCCUUUUGGUUGGAAGCAUCGGUGAGCCCUCACAGAAGGGCACCCCUGGGCUCAACUUCCUGGCCCCCCUGCUCAUUCAGUGACGGAGGCGAUGGCGGCCAACACCUCCCUACCAGAGCCCGGCGACUUCGACCGGAAUGUCCCCCGAAUCUGCGGGGUGUGUGGAGACCGAGCCACCGGCUUCCAUUUCAAUGCCAUGACCUGCGAAGGCUGCAAAGGCUUCUUCAGACGGAGCAUGAAGCGGAAGGCGCUGUUCACCUGUCCCUUCAAUGGAGACUGCCGUAUCACCAAGGACAACCGCCGCCACUGCCAGGCCUGCCGGCUCAAGCGCUGUGUGGACAUCGGCAUGAUGAAAGAGUUCAUCCUGACAGAUGAAGAGGUGCAGCGGAAGCGGGAGAUGAUCCUCAAGAGGAAGGAGGAGGAGGCCUUGAAGGACAGCCUGCGGCCGAAGCUGUCCGAGGAGCAGCAGCGCAUCAUCGCCAUCCUGCUGGACGCCCACCACAAGACCUAUGACCCCACCUACGCUGACUUCAGCCAGUUCCGGCCUCCGAUUCGCGACGGUGAGGGUGAAGGGAACCAUCCCUCAAAGCCUUGCUUGUUACACACGCCCAGCUUCUCUGGAAACUCAUCGUCCUCCUGCUCAGAUCAAUACAUCUCCUCUCCAGACAUUAUUGAGCCAACCAGCUUCUCCAACCUGGAUCUGAGUGAGGAAGACUCCGAUGACCCUUCUGUGACCCUGGACCUGUCCCAGCUCUCCAUGCUGCCCCACCUGGCUGACCUGGUCAGUUACAGUAUCCAAAAGGUCAUCGGCUUUGCCAAGAUGAUCCCAGGGUUCAGAGACCUCACCCCUGAGGACCAGAUCGUGCUGCUGAAGUCAAGUGCCAUUGAGGUCAUCAUGCUGCGCUCCAACCAGUCCUUCACCAUGGACGACAUGACCUGGACCUGUGGCAGCGCAGACUACAAGUACCGAGUCAAUGACGUGGCCAAAGCCGGACACAGCCUGGAGCUGAUCGAGCCCCUCAUCAAGUUCCAGGUGGGGCUGAAGAAGCUGAACUUGCAUGAGGAGGAGCACGUCCUGCUCAUGGCCAUCUGCAUUGUCUCCCCAGACCGUCCCGGGGUGCAGGACGCCGCCCUGGUCGAGGCCAUCCAGGACCGCCUGUCCAACACGCUGCAGACCUACAUCCACUGCCGCCACCCGCCCCCGGGUGGCCACCUGCUCUACGCCAAGAUGAUCCAGAAGCUGGCGGACCUGCGGAGCCUGAACGAGGAGCACUCCAAGCAGUACCGCUGCCUCUCCUUCCAGCCCGAGUGCAGCAUGAAGCUCACGCCCCUCGUGCUCGAGGUGUUUGGCAACGAGAUCUCCUGACGGGGGCAGCCUGCGCUGGCCUCUGGGAGGGGCAGCCUCUCUGUGGCCGGGCACCCAGGCCUGGGGCCGGCAGCUGCCCCGCAGCCCUUCCCACCCCUUCUGGAGUUCAGCCCGUCCUCUCCCACCUCCCCUCCCCGCCCAGCCCAUCCUCCCUCCUGCCCAGUCUAACACCAGGUUCCGCUGACCUUCAGGCCACAGGCUGCCCAUCCCCCCCGCCCCUCAAGACCUCCGUCGUGAGGCGUUACGGUUAAUUUGACAAAGAAACUCAAGCGGGGGCAGAGGGCAGAGGCUGAGGGCGGGCCCUUGUCCAGGGAUGCCCCUGCCACCCCAGAGGUAGCUGCUGGCUGGUGCCGAGGGAACCGGCAGGCACGAGAGACCUAGCCAUUCCUCAGGGACAGAGAUACCUGUACCUCCAACCCGCUCCAGGCCCAUGCGUCCAGAGCCUGGUGGGACCACCCUUCCUCCACCCCACCCCCCGUAAACACUGACCCACAACCCCCACCUCAUCCUGCUGCCGGUCUGUGCUAUUCUGCCCCAGGGCCGUGUGCCACGAGGGGGCCUUCUCCCUCUGCCUUCCUCUGCUGGCCUGCCUAGGACACUCACUGCCAAGGAAGACCAAAACCAAGGUGACUAAGGUCGCAACUGCCCCUUAUCCACCUCUGCUGACCAAAGGGUAUUUGCCUAACCCCACAGUGCCCACCUUCAUCCCAUCGCCAUGGUAACAUUUUCCCCGGAAGUAGCUAUGGUAAGAUGGGCUUUCUCCCCAUGGCGGGGGCCGCUAACCCAGAACCCACGUGCUGAGAGGCCGAGGAGGGAAGAGAGCAGGGCCCUGGCGGUGGUGGGGGACAGGCAAGCCCAGCCUCACAGAAGGGUAGCAGAUGGAGGCCACACCUGUCCUGCCACCUAAGCCACGGCUCUUCAGCCUGGAUCUAAGGGGCUGGCUGAGCGGGAGCUCUGCCUCCGACAAUGCACCAGGCAGGGCUGAGUGGCCCCAGGCUUCGGAGGAUCAUGGGCACCACCCCCAUCCUCACCCUGCCAGUGCCUUACCUCCCACCCCAGAGGGAGACGCGCCGCAGACUCCAGAGCGCUUGCCCAGGGGCCGUGGGCACUGGGGGCCUCACCCUGGGGUGGCCAAAGGCAGUGACCCAGAGGUCAGCCCACGGUCCAUGCCCCUCAACAGGCUGGCGAGACGCUGUCACUCUGCUUACCCGUGGGGCCUCAUCUUCCCCACCUGUGAGGGUGGGAUGGGGGAGAGGAAUUUCCAGACCCCCCAAAGCCCAAGCCCUCCCUGCCCACCUAGGUCUGCUUCCAACAAUGCUGUCCCCCGGACAGGCAGGAGGCGGUGCCCCGGCACCUCUGGUGUGGGUGGGGGGACCGCAGGUUGGCCUGGUGGCUCCUCCACUUCAGGUGAAGGUGGGUGGGGUGGUUCCUUCUUAUUCCCGUCCCACACCCUGACGUCAGAAGGGGCCUGUGAGGCAGGGCGGGGUGGGGUCACGGAAGCGUAGACUCCCCGUGUCCAGAGCAGCUCAGGAGGCGGGACUCACGGCCCGGGUACCUGGCUGGGCUCCUUCGGGGUGUGCGUUGUAGGCGUGUGGGAGCAGAGCAGACUCUGGAUUCCUCCAGGAGUCACAGAGGGUCCUUCAGAUCGUACUCAAGUGUGGGGAGCGCAGCCACACUUGCCGGCUCAGCCGGGAGGAGCGGGUGUCAGCAGGAUACCUGUCCACCUGCACCCGCUGUUCCCUGAAGACCCCGGGAGCAAGACCCCGACUUACCCCCACGACAGCCACCGGUGUCCGCGGGCCAGUGUUUCUUCAUCUGACAGCCACGGUCCCUGUUGCAGAACCGUCCUUAGUCUCAGUCCGAUGUCUGUUGGAUGGGAGUUGUCUUCAGAAGCAGACUCCAUUUGGUACCACAUUCUAAUACAGCACGUAGUAGGCAUCACUGAUGAAGAGAUGUUUAUGGGAGGUGAGGACUUGCAUUGUGAAAAUUCUACAUGUUAAUUAUUGUCGUUAUUUUACACAUUAGGGAGAGACCCUUGUGAUUUGAUUUCGGCUGCAGGACACGUUGGUCCAGCUGUUAGUCAGCAGUAGAAAAGGCUUGAAAGUCUCUAACCCCGUUCAAUCCACUUGUUAAAACUAACGCUGAGGAGAAGGUGUGACUCACCCAAGCGCACGUAACUAGUUUGAAGCAGCCCCAGGACUGGACCGAGGCUUUGGACUUGGGGUCCAGUGCUGUAUCCACUACAUCACGCUUGAGCUCAGACCCCGUGUCCCAUUCCCCUGGUGGCUAACCUCAUUCCUUGGGGCAAGCCCUGGCUUUCAGAGCAAGUCCAGAUGCCAGAUUCCUGCCUCGCUUCCCUGGGUUGUCACCCCACUGACCAAUCAGGAGGAGGAGAAGGGCCAUCUCAGCCUGUGUCUCAAUGUGAGUCACACCCCUGCCCACGGUGGCCCUGGCCGGGUGGGGUCUCGGCCGCAGCUCAGUGUAAUGCUGUUGCCUUACCAAUAAAGUGCAUUUGUCUUUGUACCUUCUCCACCCUCCCGGCGCUCCCCUGGCCCUGCCUUCGCCAGGGAACACGACAGGGCACACUGAGAGCACCAGUUCCUCAGCCAUGGGGCCCGUGACAGCCCAGUCCAGCCCCAAAGGGAAGUCUAGCAGCUGGGAGGAAGAGAAAAAGUGAGGUUUCCUGGGGCUGAGUGGGGAAAAAGUGUUAUCAUCUCUUCCAUUUUAGAGUGAGAGAAUGUGAAGGUAGACAUUCAUAAAUCUCAACCUUUUAAAGCAUAUUAUUGGAAAGCCAGGAAAGUGUGCACCAAAAUACCAAAUAAACAAGAUCCAGGAGAUAGGAAAACCCUUCUCUGACGGACUGGAAGCAGUAGGAGAAUCCAAAGGAGGCCAACAGGGAAGCUUGGAAGGUACAAUAGAUCUGGUUAAAUCUGGAAAUAUAGCAGCAAAAAAGGCUCUGAAGAGUGCCUCCUGAGUGAUUUCCAAAGAGAAAAAAAUUUAGCCAGAAAUUUGUCAAAUAAGCCCGUGAAGAAAGCUUUGCUUCUGAUAACAAAGGGGGUGCACCCUUACACGGCGCUUACUUGGCGGCAAGUACCGCUGUAAAUAAACGCUUUAUGCAAACCAGCUUGCUUUAUCCUUAUAAGGACCCCAGGGGAGGUGGACGACUAUUACCCUCAUUUUGCAGAGGAGAUAACUUGCCCAAAGCCAUACUGGUGGUAAGUGAGAGAUGGGGUUUGGACCCUUGGCAGUGGGCUCCAGAAGCCAUUAAUUACCUGCUACACUACACUGCUUCCCAUUGAGCUGAGGGGGCUGACACAUGACAGCUAGUCAUGCCAGCUCUCUAUUAAAGGGGAUGGAAGGGAGAUUCCCAUUCCGAAAGGAGGCCUUGGGAUAGAGAACUUGGAGGUGCUGGGUCUAGCAAGGCUCUACUCUUGGGAAGCAUUCAGUCACAUGUGUUGGGUCCAUUUCUGUGUGGCCCUUACCCGAGAACCUCAAGAAUGGAAACCAGACAACUGUUGACAAAAAUGUGUCUUGUAUUUGAAAUGCAGCCAGUGACUUGGCAAACUUCAAAUGACUCCUGUAAAUAUACAGUACUUGGGCUUCCCUGGUGGCGCAGUGGUUGAGAAUCUGCCUGCCAAUGCAAUGGACACGGGUUCAACCCCUGGUCUGGGAAGAUCCCACAUGCCGCCGAGCCACUAAGCCUGUGUGCCACAACUGCUGAGCCUGUGCUCUAGCCUGCGAGCCACAACUAUUGAGCCCAUGUGCCACAACUACUGAAGCCCCCUUGCCUAGAGCCCGUGCUUUGCAACAAGAGAAGCCACCACAAUGAGAUGCCCGUGCACCACAGUGAAGAGUGGUCUCCACUCACCACAACUAGAGAAAGCCCACGCGCAGCAACAAAAGACCCAACGCAGCCAAUAAAUAUAUAAAUUUAUUUUUAAAAAAAAGAAUAUACAGGACUCUCAAAGGGUCCCAAGGAGCCGAUGCACCGCCUCCAUUUCCAAAAAAGUGGGGCUUAUGAUAAAGGGCAGCUUCGCUAAACACACAAGCAGAAAUAACUAACCACAGACACAACGUGGUCAUCUGCAGGGAAAAUCAUGCAAGGAAAACGUAACCAAUGUAUUUAUUUACGAUACGUUGGCCUAGGAACCUGUGGAUGUGCUUUAAUUUUUCA
Molecule: messenger RNA, 5960 nt
Organism: Hippopotamus amphibius kiboko
Lineage: Eukaryota; Metazoa; Chordata; Mammalia; Artiodactyla; Hippopotamidae
Gene: VDR
Product: vitamin D receptor
Exons: 13
Coding region: 512-1786 (424 amino acids)
Biological process (GO): negative regulation of transcription by RNA polymerase II; multicellular organism development; cell differentiation
Cellular component (GO): nucleus
Molecular function (GO): zinc ion binding; vitamin D response element binding; nuclear receptor activity
Source: RefSeq, a predicted model, not a curated record